AUGCCAUCACGAACCACAAAGGAUGGUUCAUCAUCCACCAUCACCACAAAACCCUCUUCCUUCUCGUCCAUGAUGAUGAGUCGCUCACACAAAAGAUGGACUCUACGAUCGGUUCGAUUGCAUCAUUUAUUUACGGCCAUGUGGAUCAUGUCUCUUGGUUAUCAACUUUUCACUCUUUUGAAUUCUUCCAGUACUGAGAAUUUUCCUUCAUCGUCGUCAUCCGUUCAAAAUUACAAUCUUCCCACACUCGCACAGUUGUCAUCGGUUCACACAAGUAAUAACACGUUCGACUCUUCAUUCAUCAUUAAAGACCACUUUUCGGAGCAAGACAAGAUUCGAUCGGAACACUACUUUUUCGUAAUGGCUCAAUCCACCUCUACCCAAUGUUCAGAAAGUGUCACCAAUAAUACAGUCUACUGUUGCCCUCCUCCUUAUCAAAAGGAAGCGAGAAAAUCAAAAUUGACAGCAUUCUUGUUGUCCUUCUUUUUGGGAGUUUUAGGUGUUGAUCGAUUUUAUUUGGGAUUCUAUUUGAUGGGAGUUAUUAAAUUGUUGACUAUUGGAGGUUGUGGAGUUUGGUGGCUAUUGGAUUGGAUUCUCAUAUUGGCCAAUUCAGUGACCGAUGUACGAGGCUGCUCCAUGCGGGAUGACAUUUCUGCUCCAAUUUAA
Messenger RNA from Naegleria fowleri, 666 nucleotides. RefSeq lists its product as uncharacterized. The transcript has 2 exons. The record is from RefSeq and is a predicted model, not a curated record. Lineage: Eukaryota; Heterolobosea; Eutetramitea; Acrasida; Naegleriidae. Bases 1 to 666 code for a protein of 221 amino acids.